This is a messenger RNA of Pipra filicauda (Wire-tailed manakin), 3127 nucleotides long. Its product is annotated as BRD4-interacting chromatin-remodeling complex-associated protein. Lineage: Eukaryota; Metazoa; Chordata; Aves; Passeriformes; Pipridae. Gene Ontology annotation, cellular component: SWI/SNF complex. The record is from RefSeq and is a predicted model, not a curated record. The transcript has 11 exons. The annotation marks the transcript as partial. Gene Ontology annotation, biological process: positive regulation of DNA-templated transcription.
GGGUCCUCGGGGCGGCGCCCGUGCGGGGGCGCCUGGGAGACCCCGCGCCGGGCGCCGCUCGGGCCUCACGUUUGUCAUGGAUGAUGAAGACGGGCGGUGCCUCCUCGAUGUCAUCUGCGAUCCUCAGGCCCUGAACGAUUUUUUACAUGGAUCCGAGAAGAUUGACAGUGAUGAUCUCCUGGACAGCUCAGGAGAUGCUGCCAGUGCCUUUUUUGAAGGUGCUGGGCUCCACGGGCAGGAGCCCGCCGGGAACCCGCUGAGCGCGGAGCCGAGCCAGCCGCCGGCCAGCGUGGACCUGGACUUCCUGGAGGAUGACAUCCUGGGCUCGCCCUCGGGCGCCGGCGCCGGCGCCGAGCAGCCGUGCGACAUCCUCCAGCAGAGCCUGCAGGAGGCCAACAUCACCGAGCAGACCCUGGAGGCCGAGGCCGAGCUGGACCUGGGCUCCUUCCAGCUGCCGGCGCUGCAGCCCGUGGUGCAGGCGCCCGACGGCACCCCCCAGAUCUUCUCCGGCGGCGCCGACCUGCUGGGCAUCCAACCGCCCGCCGUGCUGGCCCACCAGGCCCUGGUGCAGCAGCCGGUGGGCGCCGACGUGGUCAACAAGGCCAUCAGCGUCCAGCCCUUCCUGCAGCAGGUGGGGCUGGGCAACGUCACCAUCCAGCCCCUGCCCAACCUGCCCGGGCUGCCCAACGGCAGCCCCGGCGGCGCGCUGGGCAUCGGGCCCAUCCAGGUGGUGGGCCAGCAGGUGAUGGCCAUCAACCAGCCGGCGGCGCAGCAGCUGCUGGCCAAGCCGGCGCCGGUGGCGGCCGUGGGCGGGUACAUCGCGCAGCCCGAGGCGGCGCUGGCGGCGGCGCCGUCCUCGCAGGGCGGGGCCGGCCUGGUCAUCCAGAAGAGCCUCCCGGCCGUGGCCACCACCACGCUCAACGGCAACUCGGUGUUCGGCGGCGUGGCCUCGCCGGCGUCGCAGCCGCUCACCGUCACCUCGGGGCUGGGCGGCUCCCUGGUGCCGGCGCCCAACGUCAUCAUCCACCGCACGCCCACGCCCAUCCAGCCCAAGCCCGCCGGGGUCCUGCAGCAGAAGCUCUACCAGAUCACGCCCAAGCCCUUCGCGCCCAACAACGCGCUGGCGCUGCCCGGCGAGGCCCAGGCCAAGCCCCAGCAGAACCUGACCUUCAUGGCCGGCAAGGCCGCGCCCAACGUGGUGCUCUCGGGCUUCCCCCCCAACGUCUUCAAGCCGCCGCCGCCCCAGCCGCCGGCGGCGCUGGGCAAGUCCAUGAGCGUGCACGUGCUCAACCAGGGCGGCAGCAUCGUCAUCCCGGCCCAGCACUUCCAGGGGCAGAACCAGUUCCUGCUGCCGGGCCAGCUGGCCGGCGCCUCGGCCGUGCAGCUGCCGCAGCCGCUCUCGGCGCUGCCGGCCAACGUGGGCGGCCAGAUCCUGGCGGCCUCGCACGGCGCCGGCAUCAUCGCCGGCCAGGGCGCCGGCGCCCAGCUCAUCGCCAACCAGGCGCUGCCGGCGCAGAUCCUGACCAACCAGAACUUGGCCGGGCAGCUCAACCUGGGCCAGGUGCUGACGUCGCCCAACGCCCACGGCACCGCCCACAUCCUGUCGGCGCCCAUCCAGCUCCAGCCGGGCCAGGUCGGCCAACCCGCGCUCUUCCAGAUGCCGGUGUCGCUGGCGGGGACGCUGCCCAGCCAGAGCCAGGCGGCGGCGGCGGCAGCGCCCACGGUGAUCCAAGGGGUGACGUUGGCCAACCAGGUCAUGCUCAACGCCGGCGACGGUUUGGGAGCCGCCGUCAGCAUCCAGGCCGCCCCCGGCGCCGCCCCCGGCGCCAGUCCCAGCCCCGGCGCCGACCCGGGCUCCGUCCUCACCGUCCAGCCCGCCGCGCCCGCGGCGGCGCCACUGCAGCUCAACGUGCCGGCGGCGGCGAGCGGGACGUCCCAGCCCAGCCCGGGGCUCGCCGGCAGCCCCGAGAAGAUCCUGUUGGGCCCCGCGGCCGCGCCCGGCACCGUCCUGGGCCAGGAGUCCAUGCAGAUGUUCCUGCAGCAGCCGAAGCUCCCGGGAGCGGGAUCGGGAUCGGGAACGUCCCCCGGGGACCCCCCUCCCCUCCCCUCCCAACUCCCUUCCCAACUCCCGGCCCAAAUCCCGGCUCAGCUGCCCCCCCAGCUCCCGCCCCGCCCCCCCUCCCAGCCCCAGCCCCUCUCCCGCCCCCCUUCCCGCCCCCAUUCCCGACCCCCUUCCCAGCCCCGCCCGCCCUCGGAGCCGCCCCCCCCGCGCUCCUGCACCCCCCAGAACCCCCCCCCGAAUUCCCAGGGCUCCCAGAAUUCCCAGGGGCUCUUCGGCAUCAUCCCGGAAUCCUCCCCCUCCUCCUCCUCCUCCUCCUCCUCCUCCUCCUCCUCCGUGGCCCCCCCGGAGCUCCAGCAGCAUUCCCAGUCCUCCCACUUCCCGGGAAUCCCGCUGGGAUCGGGGCCGGGGAAGAACCCCCCCCUGCACCUCCUGCCGGGGGCUUUCCAGCCCCUCCCCAACCCCAUUCCCAACCCCAUUCCCAACCCCAAUCCCGGCCCUCCUCCUCCUCCUCCUCCUCCUCCUCCUCCUCCUCCUGCUCCGCCGAAGCCCGGCCUGGAAAGGUUCCAGCAGGUCCCCCCGGGGCUGAUCCUGCAGCCGAAGCCGCCCCCGUCCAGCCCCGGAACGUUCCCGGCUCCGGCUCCGGGCGGGGCCUCCGUCCUGGUCACGGCCACGCCCACCACGCCCGGCCCCGCCCAUGGCCCCGCCCCCGCCACGCCCGCUAACGCAGGUGCCCCCUCGGAGAGCAAACCCUUCUCCAGCAUUCCCGGCAUUUCCAGCAUUCCCAGCGCCGUUCCCGCCGGGAAAGGGGCCCCGGCUCCGGGCAAGGCCCCGGCCCAGCAGCCCAGCCAGGCAAAGCCGGGUGGGAUCAAAGGCCCCCCCCAAGCCCCGGGGGGGGGGAAGGGCCCCCAGCCAAUGUUGGAGUCUCUGAAGAAGGCGCCGGCGCUGCAGCCCAGUAAGGAGGCCUGCCUCCUGGAGCAGCUGCACAAGCACCAGGGCUCGGUGCUGCACCCGGAAUUCCGGACCCGCUUCCGCUCCGUGGGCGACGCCCUGAGGAGGCUCCUCCCC